Durio zibethinus is the source of this 2456-nucleotide messenger RNA. RefSeq names its product cationic amino acid transporter 1-like. Lineage: Eukaryota; Viridiplantae; Streptophyta; Magnoliopsida; Malvales; Malvaceae. Gene Ontology annotation, cellular component: plasma membrane. Gene Ontology annotation, biological process: transmembrane transport; amino acid transport. Gene Ontology annotation, molecular function: L-glutamate transmembrane transporter activity; L-lysine transmembrane transporter activity. The record is from RefSeq and is a predicted model, not a curated record.
AUUCCACGCGUUGUUAGUACUUAUUUGUUAACCAUGGCGCAAACCAAAUGUAAAAAAUUUUAACUGACAGUCUUCGCCGAAGUGGACUACCAGCUGUCUCUUCACUUUCAAAGUUAACCGCAACCAACCUCUUCAGUCUUCACUUCAUAAAACUCUCACGUCCUCUCACGGAUUUCCCGCUUUCAACGAGAAAAAAGAGCUCUUACGACCUUUUUUUGCCUUCUUCUUCUACUCACACUGCCAUCGGUGUCCACCGGUGUUAACUUGGAAUCCUAGGCUGGCUUUCUCUGUAAAAAAACAAGGAUGGGAGUGGACGGUGCAAUCGGAGGCGAAGGGGUCAGAAGAAGAGGAUGUUCAUGCACAAAAGACGAUUUUCUCCCUGAGGAGUCGUUUAAGAGCUGGGGCAAUUAUGUCCAAGCGCUAAGGGAAACCCCGCGCCGAUUCAUGGACCGAGUGCUCACCCGAUCACUUGACUCAACAGAGCUCCACGAAAUCAAGGCUCGGAGCCAGCAUGAGAUGAAGAAGACCCUCUCGUGGUGGGACCUUAUUUGGUUCGGUAUCGGUGCCGUCAUCGGCGCCGGCAUUUUCGUUCUUACCGGACUCCAAGCCAAAGAAGUCUCUGGCCCCGCUGUGGUUUUGUCCUACGUAGUGUCCGGUGUCUCGGCCAUGCUUUCCGUGUUUUGCUACACAGAGUUCGCGGUUGAAAUUCCUGUUGCAGGUGGCUCGUUUGCCUACCUUAGGGUGGAGCUGGGUGACUUCAUGGCUUUCAUUGCUGCUGGUAACAUUCUCCUGGAGUAUGUUAUUGGAGGUGCAGCGGUAGCCCGGUCAUGGACUUCCUACUUUGCCACCCUCUGUAAUCACCAACCUGAAGAUUUCCGCAUCUUAGUCCACAGCAUGCCCGAGGACUAUGGCCAACUUGAUCCUAUUGCCGUUGUUGUUGUGUCCAUCAUCUGUGUCCUUGCUAUCCUUAGCACCAAGGGCUCUUCACGCUUCAAUUACAUUGCUUCCAUCUUCCAUGUUAUCGUUAUUAUCUUCAUAAUCGUUGCUGGGUUUUCAAAAGCGGAUACCAAAAACUACAGCGAUUUUAUGCCCUUUCAUGUCCGCGGUAUUUUCAAGUCUUCGGCUGUGCUUUUCUUUGCAUAUGUUGGUUUUGAUGCUGUUUCGACAAUGGCGGAAGAGACUAAAAACCCUGCUCGUGAUAUCCCUAUUGGUCUUGUUGGCUCGAUGGUAAUAACAACAACUGCAUACUGUUUGCUUGCUGUGGCAUUGUGCCUAAUGCAACCUUUCACGCAGAUUGAUAAGGAUGCCCCAUUUUCAGUAGCAUUUGAAGCUGUAGGGAUGUCAUGGGCUAAGUACAUUGUUGCUGCAGGUGCGUUGAAAGGCAUGACGACUGUUUUGCUAGUCAGUGCCGUUGGUCAAGCACGAUAUCUCACACAUAUUGCACGAACCCACAUGAUGCCACCAUGGCUAGCUCAAGUCCAUCCAAAGACUGGGACACCAAUUAAUGCUACCAUUGUCAUGCUUGCUGCAACAGCAAUUAUCGGCUUCUUUACAGAUCUUGGGAUUCUUGCCGAUCUUCUAUCCAUAUCAACAUUAUUCAUCUUCAUGCUUGUGGCUCUUGCGCUUCUUGUUCGGCGUUACUAUGUCAGUGGUGAGACAACUACAGCAGACCGUAACAAACUAAUCGCUUGCAUUGUGCUUAUUCUUGCGUCUUCAAUUGCAACAGCAGCUUAUUGGGGUCUAAGUGACAACAAUGAUUGGAUCGCUUAUGUGAUCACAGUGCCAAUUUGGUUCUUAGCUACUCUGGCACUGCAUGUUUUUGUUCCACAGGCUAGGAGUCCAAAACUAUGGGGUGUACCAUUGGUACCAUGGUUACCAUCGGCUUCCAUUACUAUUAACAUUUUCCUGCUGGGAUCAAUUGAUGGGGCAUCCUUUAUAAGGUUUGGUAUAUGGACUGUUGUGCUGCUGUUGUACUAUUUCUUCUUUGGAUUACAUGCAUCUUACGAUACAGCAAGGGAAUCAGGAGAAAAUAAAAUCGGAGAAGGCUGGAAGAAAGUUGAAGAAGGUGUUGUAUCUUCAGAGGCCAAGUGAUCUGCGAUGGAACACUUACAAACGGUGGCAAACUACCAAUUCUUCUACAAAUUCUAGUGGGUAAGCGUGUUUGUUUAUUGUUGUGAAUUGUGAUCAAUGUGUGUGUGGUAGGAAAUCUUGUUCUAUUGUCAAGUAGCAUUUCUUCCACAAAUCGUAGAGGAGAAUGUUUGUUUUAUAUAGGAAGUAUAAAAAUUCUCUCCUCAGGUUGUCACAGGUUCCUAUUUCGGUGAAAGGGUGUGAAUAUCUAUGAUGACGGUUGUCUGUUUGAACUUUGCACAUUUUAAUCAAACAUGCUUUCCACACUCGUAAGCAACAUUUGGUGCAUAUGAUUAUUGAUAAAAUUAACCCGUGAAGUAACUGUUAAG